Momordica charantia (bitter melon) is the source of this 1696-nucleotide messenger RNA. RefSeq names its product lecithin:cholesterol acyltransferase 3 (gene LCAT3). Gene Ontology annotation, biological process: lipid metabolic process. Lineage: Eukaryota; Viridiplantae; Streptophyta; Magnoliopsida; Cucurbitales; Cucurbitaceae. The record is from RefSeq and is a predicted model, not a curated record.
AGAAAAAAAAAAAAGAAAAAGGAAAAACCCACAAGGACCUUCCUGAAUUGUUCCAGCAGUUCCAGUUCCAGCAAGCAACAACUGGGGCUCCCUCCGGUCUCCAUUUGGGAAUUUGGAGCCUUCCAUUAGCUUCGCUGAAAGAGCAACUCAGUUCAUUAAGCCAUGGUUGGGGGAGGCCUUCUUCCACUUCCAUGUUUCCGCACCCGGAAGCCCCAACCCGAACCCGACCGCGACCCGGUCCUGCUCGUCUCCGGCAUUGGUGGCUCCAUUCUUCACUCCAGGAACAAGAAGUUGUUCGGCUUAGAGACCCGGGUCUGGGUCCGGAUCAUCUUGGCCGAAUUGCUCUUUAAUGAGAGGCUCAUCUCCUUAUACAAUCCCAAAACAGGCUAUGCUGAAUGCGUGGAUGAUCACUUGGAAAUUGUGGUCCCUGAUGAUGAUAAUGGGCUGUAUGCAAUUGAUAUUUUAGAUCCAUCUUCGCUGGUAAAAUGCCUCCAUGUGGAUGAUGUGUAUCAUUUUCAUGAUAUGAUUGAUAUGCUUGUUGGAUGCGGGUACAAGAAGGGAACCACAUUGUUUGGUUAUGGUUAUGACUUCCGGCAAAGUAAUAGAAUUGGCAAGAUCCUGGAUGGUCUUAAAAAGAAGUUGGAAACGGCCUUUAAAGCUUCUGGUGGUAGAAAAGUGAAUUUAAUAUCUCAUUCUAUGGGCGGGCUGCUAAUUUCGUGUUUCAUGUCGCUUCAUAAUGAUAUUUUUUCCAAGUAUGUAAAUAAGUGGAUCAGUAUAGCUUGCCCUUUUCAAGGUGCACCAGGAUGCAUCAACGAUUGUCUGUUGACUGGAUUGCAAUUUGUUGAAGGCAUUGAAAGCCAAUUUUUCGUAUCUAGAUGGACUUUUCACCAGCUGUUGGUUGAAUGUCCUUCAGUUUAUGAGAUGCUGACAAAUCUAGGAUUCAAGUGGCAUGCACAACCACAGAUUCAAGUUUGGCAAAAAAAUUCUGUUGAUGGGAAAACUUCUGUUGGUUUGAAGUCAUAUGGCCCAACUGAAAGUUUUGCUUUAUUUGCAGAAGCAUUGAGAAAUAACGAGAUACAAUUUAAGGGAAAGACUGUUGCCCUACCCUUUAACUUUGAUAUUCUCAAAUGGGCUACUGGUACUCGCAAAGUAAUUGAUAACGCAAGACUACCAGAUGGAGUCUCCUUCUAUAAUAUUUAUGGAAUAUUACUGGAUACACCUUUUGAUGUAUGCUAUGGCUCAGAGACAAUGCCGAUUGAGGACUUGUCUGAGAUAUGUAAAACUUUGCCUGUGUACUCAUAUGUGGACGGAGAUGGUACAGUUCCCAGUGAAUCAGCCAAGGCGGAUGGUUUUCCAGCUGUUGAGAGAGCGGGAGUUGCAGCGAGUCAUCGGGAACUUCUUAAGGACGCAACGGUUUUUCAACUUAUCCAGAAGUGGUUGGGAGUUGAUCAGAAGGUCAAUAAACACCUAACAACUUCCAAAGUGGUUGAUGCUUCUCUCAUGUAGAAGUAGCAUUUAGAAAAACACAAACAUUUUUAAAGGAAGGUAGAGGAACCCUUUCCAUUCCUUAUGAGGUUCUAAUAUACUGUGACAAUGUCUCAUAAUGAAAACUUGAACUUGAUUGUGUAAUUUAUAGUAUUUUAAGCAGGAAUUGUCAAAUCUAUACUAUCUAUGAAACUAUUUAUAAUUAUAUACU